UCCGCAUCAUGCCGCGGCGGUUUAACCAUCAGCGGAGAUCAAAGGAGUCGGAGAUCAGCGCGCGCAGGGGGUUCGGACGUGGUGUCAGGUGACGGUGAUGGAGGACCUGAGAGGACGAGUUACUCAUCGAGCUCCACUUAAGGAGGCAAACCUGAGGGACAGAGACAGCACCGAGACAGGAGGAGACGUACAUAAGAGCAGGAAUGGAAGUGUGGAGCUGGCGAGGAAUAUGAAGGAGAAGCUGCUGCUGAGGAGGAGAGUCGAGCAGCUGAAGGUGGACUUGCUUCGGCACUUCGACUCUCAGCUGAACGAGUUCGUCGACUCUCUGGAUGAAUACCACGAUCUGGGCUCUUCCUCACCCUCCUCUUCCUCUCAGCCUCCUACAGACCCGGAGGGAACCAAACUCAGGUCUUCUCAAGGUCAGAGUAAACAUUUUGUGGUCCGUCGAUCUAUAUUAGAUGAGCUGUUUGAGGUGAAUCACAUCCGGACGAUUUAUCACAUGUUCAUCGCCCUCCUCAUCCUCUUCAUCUUCAGCACGCUGGUUGUUGAUUUCAUCGAUGAGGGACGGUUGGUGUUAGAUUUUGACCUGCUGGUGUUUGCAUUCGGGCAGUUCCCCCUGGUGGUCGUUUCGUGGCUCUGCAUGUUUGUUUCUGCACUUGUUGUUCCGUUCACGCUCCUUCGUUGGUGGGCCGGUGUUUAUUCUUCCUCACACCAUAGAACAUUCUACACACUCAUCGCUGUGACCAUCCUGCUCCUGUACCAAAGCCUCGGACUCGGCUUCCUGCCCACGUACAUCGUGCUGAAGAACAGCCUUCCUCCCGCCUCCUGCUUCAUCCUCAUCCUCGAGCAGGUGCGUCUAAUGAUGAAGGUGCAUUCCUUCAUUAGAGAGAAUGUGCCACGGUUGUGGUCUUCAGACAAAGAUGGCUCAGAGGCUGUGCCUCAUCUGAACUCCUACCUCUACUUUCUGUUUGCGCCCACUCUGAUCUACAGGGACCGAUACCCAAGGAAUCCAUGUAUACACUGGAGUUAUGUGGCCACCAAGUUUUUACAGGUCCUGGGCUGUUUAUUCUACGCCUAUUAUGUGUUUGUGCGUCUCUGCAUCCCUCAGUUUCACAGUGUGAGCAUGCAGCUCUUCGACCUCAGAGUGAUGGUGCUCUGUAUCUUCAACUCCAUCCUGCCAGGAGCAUUAAUUCUCUUCCUGGCCUUCUUUGCCUUUCUGCACUGCUGGCUCAAUGCGUUUGCUGAAAUGCUGCGUUUUGGAGACCGAAUGUUUUACAGGGAUUGGUGGAAUUCAACAUCAUUUGCUAACUAUUACCGCACAUGGAAUGUCGUCGUGCACGACUGGCUGUAUUACUAUGUUUAUCGGGACAUCCUGUGUAUGACACAAAAACGUUUCCGAGCGACCGCCAUGUUCGUGGUUUUUACAGUUUCCGCUGUAGUUCACGAAUACGUCCUGGCCGUCUGCUUCGGGUUCUUUUAUCCCGUUCUCUUCUGCCUCUUCAUGUGCUUUGGAAUGAUGUUCAACUUCAUCCUGCAUGACCGGAGGACAGGCCCGGUGUGGAACAUCAUCGUGUGGACGGCUCUGUUUCUGGGUUUAGCAGUUCUGCUGUGCCUUUACUCUCAGGAGUGGUAUGCUCAAAAAUACUGCCCCCUAGAGGAGCCUUCAUUCCUGGACUUGCUGAAGCCGCGCUCAUGGACCUGCUACAUCCAGACUAGCCGCGCUGCCCAAGACGCUUGAACUUUUUUACUUUUUACUCUUUAUGCAUUUUCGCACUACAAUCACAGGCACAUUGAGCGACAAUCCUUUUAUAUGAAUUUGUAUUGAACUUUUUAAAAUAACAACGCUUUGGGUACGGUGACAUAUUUUAAUAGUUUUAAAAAUAUAAAUGUAUGAUUAUAUAUUUAAUGACACUCAGAAUCAGUGUCAGUUUCAGUGUUGGAGCUUCAGAGUUUGUUCUAAAAGGUGGGACCAUUUUGUAACAUGUCUUAAUGAGCCAGUGGAUGUAUUCAGCAUGUUUCAUUUAAUUUUACAAUUAACAAACCGUUCCUCGAGAGUUCUUUAAGUCGUUACAGGUUCUAUUAAGAAAAUGAGCAAAAUAAGGAGUUAUGAAGGAUCCUUGGGAGCUUAAUCUGGAUGUGCAAAACAAAAAAGUAUGCAAUUACACAUUUGAACAAUAAAUGAGGUCAUAAACAAGGAGGAAGAACUAUGUGGCAGAUCUGUGGUCACCAGUAAAUAUCCAGGAUCUAAGGAUCAGGCAGCUGAUAGGAGAAGGGUUAGCACUUUAAUUCAAACAGCAUCAGGACUAGGUCUUAGCUCAGGGUUCACAAAGCAGAAGAUAAAACCAUUUAUAUGUAAAUAAAUAUAGUUACUGUUUAAUCUUACAGUGAAGGUUUUGGAUUAUCCAGUGUACUGUAGGUGUCAUUAUUAGGGAACUGUCCUGCUGAAGGAUUUUCACAUGGUGCACAGAUCUUCAUAAUCUUAUUUUAUAAAAAAAAAAACUUGUGUGUAUAUACUGUAUAAAGUCAUCACAUAUAUAUAUUCACUGUACACCAAGAAUUGUCACUUUAUAAAAAUGCCAUUUUAAUUGUCAGGUGGUGGUUUGGGUGCGAGGGGGCCAAAGAUUCCCGUCUCUCGUCUAUAAUAAUUAGACAGUUUUUAUUGGACUUGCAUAUCGAAGACUUGCAUACUGAACGGCUCUUUUUACAUAAAGAAUGGAAGCUGAUCCGUGUUUGGAGAUGAGGUCUCUCUUUUAUAGUCAUUAAAUUGCCAAAAUCUUUUAGAUAUAAAAACCUUUUGCAUCGAGGUAAAAAGUAGAUGAAGAGAACAGACUAAAAUAGAACUUAUCAGAAUAAAAAUAAUGAAUUAUAAUUUAUUUAUUGUAGAAGUUAUAAUCUGGACUAAAUAAAGCAGCAGUAAUGAGUUACAGGGUGAAAAAAGUUUAAAAAUCAAGAACAAAGUGUGUUAUCAGUGAUCACAUCAGUGAUUUAUUCACUGCUGCACAGUCACUACGUCAGCUAUUCUAAUGACUAAGUUACUUUGUUCUUAACUUCUAUUAAAAAGUUUCCUAUGAUGAAACAUCAUGAUUUUAUACCCAGCACUUUCACUCUAAAUAAUGUUACUGCCCUUCUGUAUGUGACUUUUUCAGCUGUAUGACAUCAGUGCCACGGGUUUGUAUUUUAAAGGGCUUAUGUAUGACAUGUUACGGGUCACACGUCAAUCAUACUUUUUUUUUUUAUUUUAUAAAGAACUGUUAGAAGUGUAUUUUCCAGUAGGAAACCUUGUCAUGCUGCUGAUGAUACUGUGUUAAAAACUUAUAUUGUUAAAUUGUGAGUAAAAUUUGUGAUUUUACAACCCAAACAAUUCGUAAUGCAUUGCAUAAAGAAAUCAUUUAAAUUG
This is a messenger RNA of Clarias gariepinus (North African catfish), 3397 nucleotides long. RefSeq names its product sterol O-acyltransferase 1 (gene soat1). Gene Ontology annotation, molecular function: cholesterol O-acyltransferase activity; cholesterol binding; fatty-acyl-CoA binding. NCBI's taxonomy places the organism in Eukaryota, Metazoa, Chordata, Actinopteri, Siluriformes, Clariidae. The transcript is spliced from 16 exons. Bases 98 to 1738 code for a protein of 546 amino acids. Gene Ontology annotation, biological process: cholesterol metabolic process; cholesterol efflux. Gene Ontology annotation, cellular component: endoplasmic reticulum membrane. The record is from RefSeq and is a predicted model, not a curated record.